AUGGCUGAAGAACACAACAAAAAACCACUGAAGGCUUUGGAAUCUAUUGGGAAAGAACUCUUAGAUGGAGCUUUGGAUGUAUUGGUGAAAAAAGAUAUUCUGAAAUUGAAGGAAACUGACAAGAAAAAAUUCAAUGAUGCCAAACAUGGAGACAAGGCCCGGGUUUUGGCGAAGGCUGUGCAACAGAAAAGCCAUGAAGCAGGUCAAGUCCUUGUCCAAACCUUUCUUAACACAAACAAAAAUGCCAUCAGCAAUGAAGGUCCUCCAGAAAUGACUGGGCCAGCUGAGUCAGCAGAAACUACAGAUACCCUCAAGCUUUGUCCUCUUGAAGAUUUCCUGAAAGUGUGUAAAGAAAGGGCUAAAGAGAUCUAUCCAAUAAAGGAGAAAACAAGCCGUACUCGCCUGGCUCUCAUCAUAUGCAACAGAGAGUUUGAUCAUCUUCAGCCCAGGAAGGGAGCUGAACUUGACAUCACAGGGAUGGAAGAGUUGCUUGUGGGCCUCGGCUACAGUGUGACUGUGGAAGAGAACCUCACAGCCAAGGAGAUGGAAUCAGUGCUGGUGACAUUUGCUGCCCGUUCAGAGCACAGUACCUCAGAUAGCACAUUCCUGGUGUUCAUGUCUCAUGGCCUCCUGGAUAGACUCUGUGGGACUGGGCAUAGUGCAGAACACCCAGAUGUGCUGCCUUAUGACACCAUCUUUCGGAUAUUCAACAAUCGCAACUGCCCCAGUCUCAAGGACAAGCCAAAGGUCAUCAUUGUCCAGGCCUGCAGAGGUGAAAACCGCGGGGAAACAUGGGUCAGUGACUCUCCAGCAGCCGUGAUGGACAGCUCUUCACAGUCAGCAGAGAGCCUGGAGGACGAUGCUGUUCACAAAGCUCACGUGGAGAAGGACUUCAUUGCUUUCUGCUCCUCAACCCCACAUAACAUAUCCUGGAGAGACCCUAGUACAGGUUCUGCCUUCAUGGCAGUUAAUCAGAUGCUUCAAAGAGUAUUCUUGGCGCCUUCACCUCGAGGAAGUAUUUCGGAAGGUACAAUUAUCACUUGA
This is a messenger RNA of Pipistrellus nathusii (Nathusius's pipistrelle), 1044 nucleotides long. Lineage: Eukaryota; Metazoa; Chordata; Mammalia; Chiroptera; Vespertilionidae. The record is from the annotation of a GenBank genome assembly.